Molecule: messenger RNA, 1314 nt
Organism: Theileria parva strain Muguga
Lineage: Eukaryota; Apicomplexa; Aconoidasida; Piroplasmida; Theileriidae
Exons: 4
Coding region: 1-1314 (437 amino acids)
Source: RefSeq, a predicted model, not a curated record
AUGAAGGAGGUGUUGGCAUAUAUAUUAGAGGAUUCCCAUAGAAUUAAUUCUAAGGAAUUAACUGAGAGAUUAUCCAAACUUAAAUCAUGUGAAGAAUUGGUAAUUUCCAUUAAAAAAACACUUGUUUCUAACGAUAUUAACCAAAUUUACAAGUGUUUUAAUGUUUUAAAUCAUCUUCUUAAACUUAAAGCUCCUUUGGAUAAACACUUGGACGACAUUGUUAACAUUUUAUUACAGCUAUCACAAAAUAACAGUGAACUGAUUAACCUACACCUCCUCAAUUUGUUGUAUAAUAUUGUAGUAUAUUUAACAAAAAAUAAUGCAAAUUACAAUUUACUAAAUUUAAUACUGACCAACAUAACUAGAGUUAACGGCCAUGAUUUACUAAAGAAUUACAUAAUAGUUAAAAUCUACACCUGCUAUGCCUUUAAUAAUAAGGUAAACCAGGUUAAUUUAAAUGUUUUGUACAAUAUUCUAAAUGCUACAAAUGGUUCUGUCAACACUUCUGAUGAAGUUAGUAAUGAAGAUUACACUAAAUUAUCUGUUGAAUCACUCAAAGAAGAAAUAUAUUCUAUAAUAUAUAAGAUUAACCCGUUGGAUGAUUUAUUAAACAGUGAUAUAAACUACGUUUUAUAUCUGUUUAAACAGCUUAAUACUCUUAAAAAUGUUAGUAAUCGCAAGACAUCCUACACAAUUAAUACACGAAACAUAUACAACUUGUUACUCACACUCCUUAAUAAUAAUAAAGUCACUGAGUCAACUAAAGAAAGUGAUUUCACCGGGAUCAAUUCCCCCAGUAAGGUGGUAAUUGAAUUUAUGAAGCAAUUUGUUGAACUUUUGAACAAAGAUUUAUUUUUACUUCAAAUCAAUUACAUCUUAACAAUAGUCAAUACGCUACUCAAUGAUGGGCAUAGUAUAAGGAACUGUAGUGGAGAUGUAUACAAGUUAUUGAAACUGAUUAAUAACAAAUGUGUUGAUUUUAACCUCAAGUUAAAUGUCGAAGAAUUAAGAAAACUUGCACUCGCACCUGAAUUUAAUGAGUUAUUAUCCAAUUCCAGUAAGGGCGAGGACAUUCUCCUAUUAUAUGUAUACACUUGUAAUGACGUGUGUGAAAUUGAAGAAAUGGUUAAGAAACUAAUGGAACAUAACACUAAAUUAAGAAAUGAUGAAAUUUACCUUGUUUUAUUAAACAAAUACACUAGUGCCAAUAACUUUGAUAAUGACUUACUAAUGCAAUUUUUUGACUACAUUAAACGGGUCAACGUUAGCAAUGAACUCAUUAGAAACCACUUAAUCAAUUCACUAAACAAAUAA